Messenger RNA from Pygocentrus nattereri (red-bellied piranha), 1245 nucleotides. Its product is annotated as E-selectin-like. The coding region runs from base 109 to 1182 and encodes 357 amino acids. Lineage: Eukaryota; Metazoa; Chordata; Actinopteri; Characiformes; Serrasalmidae. The transcript has 8 exons. The record is from RefSeq and is a predicted model, not a curated record.
UAGGAGCAGCACAGUGUGGCUACAAUACAGAACUGCAUCAAAUAGUUGCAAUACCAUUCACAGAGAGAGGCUCUUUCUCAGAAGUCUUACUUGGGGGAUGCUGUUAAGAUGGCUUUUAUGAAGCAUAUACGGCUGUGUUUUGGAUGGCUGGCUGUUGCGAUCAUGGUUCAUAAUGAAGUCGAGGCCUGGACGUAUCAUUACCGGACAGACAGCAAUAUGGACUGGGAGACAGCUCGCCGGUGGUGCCAGCAGAAUUACACAGACAUGGUGGCCAUCCAGAACCAGGAGGAGAUCGCCUACCUGAACAACACGCUGCCCCACCACAAGCACUACUGGAUCGGCCUCAGGAAGGUGGAGGGACAGUGGACCUGGGUGGGGACCAACAAGCCCCUGACUGAGGAGGCAGCACACUGGGCACAAGGAGAGCCCAAUAAUAAGCAAAGUAAUGAGGACUGCGUGGAGAUCUACAUCAAGAGGGUUAAGGACAAAGCCAUGUGGAACGACGUGAGUUGCAGCAGACCGAAAGCUCCUCUCUGUUAUAAAGUGUCCUGUUUAAAUACGUCCUGCAGUGAACAUGCUGAGUGUGUGGAAGCCAUCAACAACUACACAUGCAAGUGUGAGCCGGGCUUCUCUGGUCCCCGCUGUGAGAAAGCUGUACAAUGUUCUCCAAUCUCUGGGAACUCCAGUGGGUUGAGUAUGAACUGCAGCCACCCCAUCUCCACAAACAGCUACAACUCCACCUGCACAUUCAGCUGUGAGGAGGGCUUUGAGCUGAGAGGCCCAUACACAACCAAGUGUGAUCACACUGGACAGUGGACACACAAGAACCCCACCUACACAGGAAAGAAGGCUAUCGAAACAGAAGAGGAAGAGACAAGGGAUGACAUAGCAGUUCUCUCCACAGAAUCAUCAACUAUUGAUGACUCAGAUGAUGAGGAGAUGAAACCUCCUUCAAAAGGAAAGAAAGCAAGAUCAACAAAGCAAGAUGACCUGGGUCGACCUCGAGCAAAAACUGUUGGCGGAGCAAUAAUACGAUACAAGCGUGCCGUACAUGCCUUUAACCAAGGUGGCUCGAUGAAGAAGGCUUUCCAAAAAGUGGGGGUGGAUCGCAAUACCAUCUCCAGGACAUCACCAAUUCCUGAGCUUGCGAUAGCAGCACCUGGUGUCUUUCAGGCCCUUUAGUGCCUGUUUGAUGUAAAUCAUUUUUAAUGUAAAUCAUCAAUAAAUGAUGACCUGUUCACCGUA